This is a messenger RNA of Aethalodelphis obliquidens (Pacific white-sided dolphin), 4059 nucleotides long. RefSeq names its product protein inhibitor of activated STAT 3 (gene PIAS3). NCBI's taxonomy places the organism in Eukaryota, Metazoa, Chordata, Mammalia, Artiodactyla, Delphinidae. The transcript is spliced from 14 exons. Gene Ontology annotation, molecular function: transcription coregulator activity; SUMO ligase activity; zinc ion binding. Gene Ontology annotation, cellular component: chromatin. Gene Ontology annotation, biological process: protein sumoylation; regulation of transcription by RNA polymerase II. The record is from RefSeq and is a predicted model, not a curated record. The coding region runs from base 1275 to 3134 and encodes 619 amino acids.
AAAAAAAAAAAAAAGAGCUCAGGGCCUGAUGAAGAUUCAAGUGUUGGAGGGAGCAGUUGGGAUUUAGAACCAAAUACCGGAGCUUGAGGUUCCACCAUUGCUGGCAGCAGAGCAGCAAGGAAAGAACCUGAGUGUCAGGAGAGGGCAGACAUCCUCCCUAGGGACAAAAUCCACAAAGUAGUUGGGUAUGGUCCAGUUCAACAGGUACCUGGGGAUGUUGGUAUGCUGGCACCUUCAGUCUUACAGCUGUGGGGUCUCAUGGGAAGGAUUAUACUGAAGGUUUAAGCUAAAUGAGAGGAUUACUCAUAUAAUUUAUUAAAGCACUCUUUUUGUAUGCCAAUUAUUGGUUUAACCAUCUUGCUGCUGCUAGACUGAGAACUCCUGCAAGGAUUUUAUGUCCUCACCACCUAACAAUCUUUGAACAGCAUUCAAAUAUUUAUUGAACAAAUGACAUUAUCACUUAGGUCCCAGCCGACUAAGUAUAAAAUGCUAUGAAUUUUCCCAGUACCUAGUUUGGGUAAACUGCUCUCACGUUGGUACUUUCAAGGGACCUGCCUGCGAGUGAUUAGCUUAGUUGAGAAUGGGGCCUCUGGAAGGUCUACAGCUUUGGAGGAAGGAGAGCAGGCAGUUCAGAGUGGCAGAAGGGUGCCCUUUUGGGGUGAGAAAACCUCCCCUCUGUUCACUUUCAGCUACUUCAAAGCUGUGGGGUCUCUGGUGACAGUGUAUUUGAGGUAGGGGGUAGGGGACCACAGGCAAAGUUAGGGUUUAGGUACACUUUGGAUUUUAGCAGCCCAUGUUUUCUUACCCUUAGGGAGAGAGACUCUAAGUAGGAACCUCUUUAUGCGAUCAGAUUCCAGUUCCACACCAUCUUAUUUGCACCAUUCUUCCACCUCAAGCGCAUACGCGACUUUGCAAGGGUCACAGCGGUAGUGAGAAUGGGAGAUAAAAGAACUUCUCUCCUGAUCCACUCACUAGAGGAGUUAAUCCCUCCUGGCCAGGCUCUGAGUCCCUGCCCCUCCCGUCUCAGGCUCCGCCCCCUCCCCACUUCUCCCGCGGUCCUGGCGGGCUUACCCAGGAGGGGGGCGGCCCCAGCCCCAGCGCUGGGCCGGGCGGAGCUCCCGCCCAGGCGGAGCUGCGGCUGCAGCGUCCAGCUGCCGGACCGACCUCCAGCCGGGCAGACUGCGGGAGCGGCGCCGGGCCCCCUCCCCCCGCGUCUCCAGCCCACCCUCUGAGCCUCCCGAGCCCCCUCCCCGCUCCCUGCAACUGUGCUGCACAUGGUGAUGAGUUUCCGGGUGUCUGAGCUCCAGGUGCUCCUCGGCUUCGCUGGCCGGAACAAGAGUGGACGGAAGCACGAGCUCCUGGCCAAGGCUCUGCACCUCCUCAAGUCCAGCUGUGCCCCCAGCGUCCAGAUGAAGAUCAAAGAGCUUUACCGCCGACGCUUUCCCCGGAAGACCCUGGGGCCCUCCGAUCUUUCUCUGCUCUCUCUGCCCCCUGGCACCCCUCCUGUGGGCUCUCCUGGUCCUCUAGCUCCCAUCCCCCCAGCCCUCUUGGCCCCUGGCACCCUGCUGGGUCCCAAGCGUGAAGUGGACAUGCACCCCCCUCUGCCCCAGCCUGUGCACCCUGAUGUCACCAUGAAACCAUUGCCCUUCUAUGAAAUCUACGGGGAGCUCAUCCGGCCCACCACCCUUGCAUCCACUUCUAGCCAGCGGUUUGAGGAAGCGCACUUCACCUUUGCCCUCACUCCCCAGCAAGUGCAGCAGAUUCUCACAUCCAGAGAGGUUCUGCCAGGAGCGAAAUGUGAUUAUACCAUACAGGUGCAGCUAAGGUUCUGUCUCUGUGAGACCAGCUGCCCCCAAGAGGAUUACUUCCCCCCCAACCUCUUUGUCAAGGUCAAUGGGAAACUGUGCCCCCUGCCGGGUUACCUUCCCCCUACCAAGAAUGGGGCUGAGCCCAAGAGGCCCAGCCGCCCCAUCAACAUCACACCCCUGGCUCGACUCUCGGCCACUGUUCCCAACACCAUCGUGGUCAACUGGUCGUCUGAGUUUGGACGGAAUUACUCCUUGUCUGUGUACCUGGUGAGGCAGCUGACUGCAGGAACCCUUCUACAAAAACUCAGAGCAAAGGGCAUCCGGAACCCAGACCAUUCCCGGGCACUGAUCAAGGAGAAGCUGACCGCUGACCCGGACAGUGAGGUGGCCACUACAAGUCUCCGGGUGUCACUCAUGUGCCCGCUAGGGAAGAUGCGCUUGACUGUCCCUUGUCGGGCCCUCACCUGCGCCCACCUGCAGAGCUUCGAUGCUGCCCUUUAUCUACAGAUGAAUGAGAAGAAGCCAACGUGGACAUGUCCUGUGUGUGAUAAGAAGGCUCCCUAUGAAUCUCUUAUCAUUGAUGGUUUAUUCAUGGAGAUUCUUAAUUCCUGCUCGGAUUGUGAUGAGAUCCAGUUCAUGGAAGAUGGAUCCUGGUGCCCAAUGAAACCCAAGAAGGAGGCAUCUGAGGUUUGCCCCCCGCCAGGGUAUGGGCUGGAUGGCCUCCAGUAUAGCCCAGUCCAAGAGGGCAAUCCAUCAGAGAAUAAGAAGAAGGUUGAAGUUAUUGACUUGACAAUAGAAAGCUCAUCAGACGAGGAGGACCUGCCCCCGACGAAGAAGCACUGUCCUGUCACUUCAGCUGCUAUCCCAGCUCUACCUGGAAGCAAAGGAGUCCUGACAUCUGGUCACCAGCCAUCUUCGGUGCUACGGAGCCCUGCUAUGGGCACGCUGGGCGGGGAUUUCCUGUCCAGUCUCCCACUACAUGAGUACCCACCUGCCUUCCCACUGGGGGCUGAUAUACAAGGUUUAGAUUUAUUUUCUUUCCUUCAGACUGAGAGUCAGCACUAUGGUCCGUCCGUCAUCACCUCGCUAGACGAACAGGAUGCCCUGGGCCACUUCUUCCAGUACCGAGGAACCCCUUCCCACUUCCUGGGCCCGCUAGGCCCCACGUUGGGGAGCUCUCACCGCAGCACCACUCCGGCACCCCCUCCUGGCCGUGUCAGUAGCAUUGUGGCCCCUGGGGGAAACUUAAGGGAGGGGCAUGGAGGACCCCUGCCCUCAGGUCCCUCUUUGACUGGCUGUCGGUCAGACAUCAUUUCCCUGGACUGAGUCCCCUGGAUCAUGGAGCCUUCACCGCCUCGCAACACUGAGCAAGUAUGCUGUGGAGUCUGGAACCCUGGCCCCUCUGACCCAUCAGAAGGGCUUUGGUCAAGGCCAGAAAGAUCUUCAUGGACACCUGUUUUUGGCCUUAUCUCUGCCUGACAAGGCUAGCACCCAAAGGGUUAAUAUUUAACCUCUUUUAAAGGACAUUUGGGGUCUGUUUUUGGAAAUGUUCUUUGAUGUCCAGCCCAUUCCUUUGGGUCUGUUAACCUAGGCAGUGGGAGGCAAAUGGGAUGGGAUGUGAGUUGGGGAAAGGGCUGAAUCCUCAGCCUUGACUGUCUAAAGCCUCGUGGGGAAGGGGCCCUUCUCGUGUCCCUCAGAUGCCCUCUCUUCCCAUUCCCCAAAGCCGGCUGUGUUCCUUCCCCAUAUCCAUUGUCUCUUCACGUCCAUUCCGUUCUCUUUGGCCAAACAGACAGCUGGAGUAACUGAGAUAGGCAGACACAUGGACAGAGAACUCUAUUUUGGGUUGCAUAUUUUUUGUGUGUAAACAAGAAAAACCAAAAUACUCCAAAGAUGACUUUCCCUGCCUCCUGCUUCCCAGUGUGACUGAGGAGGAGAUAAGGCCUUAGCCCUGAUCCCCAGGGGUUUGGGAGAAGGGCCUGGCCAAUCGCCUGGGUCUCUCUAUUUAUAUAUUUAAGUAAGUUCACAAUGAUGCUUAUGCUGACCAGCCUGGAGCCUGAGCUUCUAAAGGCCCAUGGCCCUGUGGUUAGGUCUGGCUCAUUCUGCACCUUUCCUGGGAGGUGGGAGCACCCUUGUGCUCUCUCCAGUCUCCCUUUUCAGGCUCCUCUAGGGCCUAGGAUCUAUGUUGUAAUUUUACUUUCUAUUCCCACAGUUGUAGCAAAGUUCUUACCCAUAAUAAAGGUUGUGGAUGUUC